Messenger RNA from Hibiscus syriacus, 507 nucleotides. Its product is annotated as epoxide hydrolase B-like. The record is from RefSeq and is a predicted model, not a curated record. Gene Ontology annotation, molecular function: hydrolase activity. Bases 139 to 507 code for a protein of 122 amino acids. NCBI's taxonomy places the organism in Eukaryota, Viridiplantae, Streptophyta, Magnoliopsida, Malvales, Malvaceae. The transcript has a single exon.
AAUUCGAUGAACAAACUGCAGGAACCGGGACGAGCAGAGUCGGAUUUCGGUUGAUUCGAUGUUAAGACCGUGGUAAGAAACAUUUACAUCCUCUUCCGCAGAAGUGAGCUACAAGUAGCCGGCGACGACGAGGAGAUAAUGGACUUGGUUGAUCCAUUGACCCCGUUGCCACCGUGGUUCACCAACGACGAUCUCGAUGCCUAUGCGACGUUGUACCGUAAUUCCGGUUUCAGAACCGCAUUGCAGGUUCCCUACAGGCGCUCUCGAAUGGAUUAUGGCGUGACGGAUCCGAAAGUUAUGGCUCCGUCGUUGCUGAUAAUGGGGGAGGACUAUUUUAUGAAAUUUCCAGGGAUUGAGGAAUACAUUAGGAAAGGUACAGUGAAGCAGUUUAUGCCUAAUCUGGACAUAACUUGUAUGCCAGAAGGGAAUCACUUUGUUCAAGAGCAGUUCCCAGAGCAGGUGAAUGAGCAUAUCAUCUCCUUCCUCAACAAAAAUUGCACUACUUAG